Molecule: messenger RNA, 1613 nt
Organism: Cokeromyces recurvatus
Lineage: Eukaryota; Fungi; Mucoromycota; Mucoromycetes; Mucorales; Mucoraceae
Exons: 12
Coding region: 34-1590 (518 amino acids)
Cellular component (GO): mitochondrion
Molecular function (GO): catalytic activity; FAD binding
Source: RefSeq, a predicted model, not a curated record
UUUUUUUUUUUUAUUUUUUUUUACUAAAGAAUAAUGUCUAUACUGAACUCAUCUCUUCGGUCGGCUCUCUCCCAGCGUUUAAUCUCUUUCUCUAAUAAAGUAACAGUCAUUAGACCUUUACAGUCCAUCAUUAAAGCAACUGUUUUACCCAAUAACUUUAUUUCUCAACGUUCUUAUAUAACAAAGCAAGUCUCUUACACCGUUGAUAAAUUCCCGGGUUAUAUUCGUAAUGAACACUUUAAAAAGCUUACAGAAGAUGAUGUAUCCCAUUUUAAAUCUAUUUUUCGUGGUCAAUCUCAAAUUGUACUUAAACCAAAAACAACUCAACAAGUUUCGGAUAUUUUAAAAUAUUGUAACGAACAAAACUUAGCUGUUGUACCACAAGGUGGAAAUACAGGUUUAGUAGGUGGAUCUGUUCCUGUCUUUGAUGAAAUUAUAUUAAGCUUACAAGGAAUGAAUAAAAUACGUGGAUUUGAUAGCGUCUCAGGUAUUUUGACAGCAGAUGCGGGCUGUGUACUUGAAGUUCUUGAUAAUUGGUUAGGUGAAAAGAAUUAUAUGAUGCCAUUGGAUUUAGGUGCCAAAGGAAGUUGUCAAAUAGGUGGAAAUAUUGCUACAAAUGCAGGAGGUUUAAGAUUAUUACGUUAUGGAUCUCUUCAUGGUACGGUAUUAGGCUUGGAAGUAGUUCUACCAGAUGGUACAAUCUUAGAUAACAUGUCAACUUUGAGAAAGGACAAUACUGGUUAUGAUUUAAAACAAUUAUUUAUUGGCUCUGAAGGCACAAUUGGUGUCAUUACUGGUGUCUCUAUUUUAACUCCUCAUAGAUCAAAGGCAGUUAAUGUGGCUCUUUUGGGUUUAAAUUCUUUUGAAGAUGUUCAAAAGGCAUUUAAACAGUCUCGACUUGAACUUUCUGAAAUAUUAUCAGCCUUUGAAUUUUGGGAUAUUAAUGCACUUCAAAUGUUCAAGAAGCAUGCCACUCCUAAAGCAGUCAUGGAAAAGGAAUAUCCGUUCUAUGUUUUAAUUGAAACAAGUGGAUCAAAUAAAGAUCACGAUGAUGAAAAAUUAACUAAUUAUCUUGAGAAAAUGAUGAUAGACGGUGUUGCAGAAGAUGGUGUAGUCGCUCAAGAUGAAACACAAAUUAAAAGUCUUUGGAGUCUUCGAGAGGGAUUUACAGAAGCUCUUGGAAAGGAGCCUGCAGUCUAUAAGUAUGAUAUCUCUAUGCCUGUUCCAAAGCUUUAUGAUUGUGUGCAAGAUAUGAGACAACAUCUUCGAGAUGGAGGUGUCUUUGGGCAAAUCGAUUCCCCUGUAACCGAUGUUGUAGCUUAUGGUCAUGUUGGUGAUGGUAAUCUUCAUUUGAACAUUGCUGCGAAUCGAUUAGACAGUAAGGUAUCUGCUUUAAUAGAGCCUUAUUUGUUUGAAUGGGUUGCCAAUCAUCAAGGAUCUAUCAGUGCUGAGCAUGGAUUAGGUGUCGCUAAGAAUGAGUUCUUGGGAUAUUCCAAGUCACCUGUAAUGAUUAAGAUGAUGAAAACUGUAAAGAAGAUGUUUGAUCCAAAUGGUAUUAUGAAUCCUUAUAAGUAUCUUCCUACACACUAAAUUAUUAUUAUUAUUAUUAUUAA